Messenger RNA from Pestalotiopsis fici W106-1, 1140 nucleotides. RefSeq lists its product as uncharacterized. The record is from RefSeq and is a predicted model, not a curated record. Gene Ontology annotation, molecular function: protein binding. NCBI's taxonomy places the organism in Eukaryota, Fungi, Ascomycota, Sordariomycetes, Amphisphaeriales, Sporocadaceae. The transcript has a single exon. The coding region runs from base 1 to 1140 and encodes 379 amino acids.
AUGCAACGAAUCAACAAGUCGUUCAAUGCUCUCCUCGAUGCCUGUGCCCGAACAGACGUCAUUGAACCUGUCACUGGGAAGACCAUCUUUGAGACAGCCGUGGACAUGUGCGACGAUGCUGCCAAUCCUGACAGCGAGUGCUUGCGCUAUCUAUUGACGCAAGGCUCUCCAAGCAAUUUGGUGAGCAGCCAUGUAUACGACGUCCUGGACUCGCGAAUUGUAAGAAUGAAAGAGCACCUUAAUGGCUGCAUUAAAAUCAUGCAGCACGGUUGGAUUUCAGAGAAAGCUCGAUCACUUGUCUUUGACUGGAUGAUUUCUUAUCUCCCAAGCCGAUCAGUCAACAAAGAUGGUUCUGCUUACAGUCCGUCGAAAACGAAGUCGGACGAGAAAGCAGCCAAGUUCUUUCCCUGGUUCUUGAACCGGCGACAGUUAGACGACUUAUGGGAUCAAGGCUUAGCAUUCUAUCGGCGCCACAGAAGUGUUCCAUCACAACAGAGAUGGAUGACAAUCCCGUGGUUGCAUAUUAAUGCCGAAAGGGGUGAUAUUGAGGCUAUCACGUUGCUCCUUAGUCGCAGCUUUCCGUCACUCAGGCCUGCCAGAAAUACUUAUUUGGGAGACGACGAAGGACCGACACCUCUUAUGCGAGCCAUUUCAGCAGGUCACAGGGAUCUCGCACGCCUGUUAAUCAAGUAUUGUGUAUUCUGGCCACGAGACAGAAAGAUACAUUGCUGCCAUAACGGUAGCUCCUCUACCGGGACAUUCACUUGCAAUAUAUGUCCCUAUGGACAGAGGUCUGCUUUUGAGCUCGCGUUCCAGCGAGGUGAUGUUGAGCUGGUAGAGGAGAUUCUUCGAGCGGUACCUUGCCCGGUGUUUUCCAGAAUUGAGAAGUGUGAAAUGCCACGAGUCUUGAGUCAUGGCAAUGCAAUGGCAGAAUGGGCCCGAAUAAGGCUACCCUUGGAAUGGUUUUCAGAGACUGACACUAUCAUUGAGUUGUAUCGCAAAGGCACCCUACCCCACGAAACGCUGAAACGAGUCGAUCAGAAGAUGAAGAAUCUGACCAAGCUACGCGUGGAGAUUUCAGAGAUUCGAAAUGCUUGCAUAGCCCGAGCCAGAAGCAUCGAACGCGAGAGAGUGGGCUAG